Molecule: messenger RNA, 2736 nt
Organism: Neltuma alba
Lineage: Eukaryota; Viridiplantae; Streptophyta; Magnoliopsida; Fabales; Fabaceae
Product: testis-expressed protein 2
Exons: 7
Coding region: 198-2198 (666 amino acids)
Cellular component (GO): endoplasmic reticulum
Molecular function (GO): lipid binding
Source: RefSeq, a predicted model, not a curated record
UUUGUCCUUUACAGUGAACCAAGUGAUGGGCACUAGUAUGAGAACCUGAUUCGAAUUCGGAAAUUUCCUUUUCUUGUCUUCUUUUAUCCCUCUCGCUCUCGCUCACUGCCACACCAGUAUCACUCUAGUUUGUGUUACUGUCUCGGUUAUCUCAUUGGCGGCGAAGAGCUUGUGGGAUUCGAGUUCUUGGGUGUGAAAUGGGUUUAGUUUUAGGUUUGAUUCUAUUUGGAUUUGUUCUUGGUGUGGUGGCCGUCCUUGCUGCGGAAGCUCUUGGAGCGUUCUUGAUCAUUAAAAGGUUGAGCAUCAAGGCUAAACAAGACGAAGCCGUGAUAAUAUCGAAAUCGAAAUCCCACGAGGGUACUGUGGAGCUUGAUACCCAGCAAUCGUUAACUUUUGCAGAGAAUAAGCAGGGUGUGAUCUGGGUCCUAGAAUCUGACAAAAGUCCAGAAAUCCCACAGGACAAACCAUCCAAAGAUAAAAGAAGAAAAAAAGAAAUCUUGGAGGUUUCUCCUGUUAAAAAAUAUGGAAAAAUUAAGGGGCAAUCCCUGAUUCUGACAGACCCUGAUGGUUUGCACACAGAAAUUCAGCUGAAGGGAUGCAUAGUGGAAGCUGUCUCAGCAACAAGCCUACCUUCAAAAAAAUGGGCAAAAAAGUUUCCAAUUAAGGUGGAAAGCAAGACCUCUGCCAUAUACAAUGGAAGAAAAACCUUUUAUGUGUACCUUGAAACUUCCUGGGACAAAGAAGCAUGGUGUAAGGCACUCCGUUUGGCUUCUUGUGACCAAAAAGAGAAGGUUGAAUGGUUUGCUCAGUUGCAUGAAGAGUUCCGUAGUUAUGUGGCAUCUCUGAAUGCUGAAUAUAAUACUUUUUUGAAACCAACGGUGGGGUCUGGCGUUGAGGUGGUAAAUAGGGCUAUCAAACCUGAUGGUGCUUCCUCCAAGGUUCAAAAGUUUCUGCAAAAAAUUGCAAAAAAGUCCUCCAGAGUUGGUUUGGAUAAUAAGUCAUCUUGGUCUUCAUUGUCAGGCCGCGAUGAAAGAAGGAACGCUGAAAAGCUUCAUGCUUGUCAAGAUGCAGAUAUCUCAUUGAGGGACGCACCAAUGGCAAGGACUCUUAAGCAUCCCAUGGAAGACAACGCUCCACUGUCAUCAGCUACAUUAUCUCAUUCAGGAAGCCAGAGUCAUGCUUCUAUCAGCUCUGACGUUGAUUCUGAUGAGAAGUUUAGUAUAGACGAGGGAACAUUAGGUUGGAAUUUGUUGAUUUCUCGGUUAUUUUUUGAUGCCAGAAGCAAUGCUAAACUGAGGGAAUUCGGGCAAGCAAAAAUUCAGAAGGCAUUGUCAUCUAUGAGAACUCCCAGUUAUGUAGGUGAAAUCAUCUGUACAGGCUUCCAUACUGGAAGCCUCCCACCUUGUAUUGUUGGGAUGAGGGUUCUUCCUAUGGAAAUGAGUGAGGUAUGGGGCUUUGAAGUUGACAUUGAAUACUCUGGUGGUGCACUAUUAGAUAUUGAAACAAGGCUUGAAGUUGGUGAACUAGAUAAUGCUCCAGGGGUAGAGGACUCAGAUGCAGACUCUCGUGAUGCUGUAGAUGUCUCAUCAGAUCUACUUCAAGGUCUUGAGGAUCUUGGAAAGCAAUUAAAUCUUUCAGAUGGAAUGGGUGAUUCACAAGAUCCAAAAGGAGAUGAUGAAUUUAACACUGAUAUUUCUAAGAAUGUUAAGAGCGCCACAUCUUGCUCAACCUAUGGAUCUAAGUGGAAAUCUAUGGUAAAUUCGAUUGCCAAACAGGUUUCACAGGUUCCUUUCUCUUUGACAAUAGGAAUAGCAUCGCUUAGGGGAACACUGCGUCUACAAAUAAAGCCUCCUCCCUCUGAUCAAUUGUGGUAUAGUUUCACGUCUAUGCCAGACAUAGACUUUAACUUGGAGUCAUCUAUUGGAGAACGCAAGAUAACUACGGGACACUUGGCUCUGUUCCUGAGCAAUCGAAUUAAGGCACUAAUUCGGGAAACUUUAGUACUUCCAAAUAGUGAAAGCGUAUGCGUUUCGUGGAUGCUUGCUGAAAAAGAUGAUUGGGUGCCCCAGGAGGUUGCUCCAUUCAAAUGGGUUAACCAAGAAUCCAGAAAGGAGACUUCCACUUCAAGCGAUGCCCCAUCUGAGCCUCUGGAUAAUGCAAUUGAUAAUUCAGAGCAGAAACAGAAAAAAACCAGAUAGCGUUGAAUCAAGUCAAGAGCCAAGCAGGAAAUCAGCAGAUUCUUUAGCGAUUGCAUCCAGUCCUACUAGUAUACCAAGAAGCAGAAGUCUAGAUGGUUUGACAACACCUUUGCUGGGGGAUUACAAGCCCCAUGAAACUAAUGAACAGAACUUGGAAGAUCGCCAGCUAGCAAGGAUUGCAGAACAAGCAUCCGAUCCCAUUGAGCGGGAUGACUCAAGGCGAAGGAAAAUGGGGACACGAGAAAGAAUGCUUGAUCUUAGGAAGAAGAUGACUGAGAAAUUUGAAGAAAAGAAGCGUCACAUUGAGGAAAAGGGGCGGAACUUUGUCGACAAGAUGCGGGAACGUGAGAGAUAUUGACCACAUGAACAAAAUGCAUAUAUUUGUUAAUGGUUAAGUUAGAUCAUGAAGGAUUUGAUUGCCAAGCUGUACAUUCUCUUGGUGCUUAGAAAACAUCAAAUAAAUUUCGCAUUAUAUUUGUUCAUUUGUUGACUGUACAAUAUUCUUGACCCAAGAAAUGCCAUUAGAAAUCAUAUUCAA